This is a messenger RNA of Trichoderma asperellum CBS 433.97, 645 nucleotides long. NCBI's taxonomy places the organism in Eukaryota, Fungi, Ascomycota, Sordariomycetes, Hypocreales, Hypocreaceae. The record is from RefSeq and is a predicted model, not a curated record.
AUCGCUUCUAACGCAAAUUAGCUACGCUGCCGUUGAUCUUCUUGCUCGGCAGUAUCGCCACGCUGAGGCUGCUGUAAAGGGAAACAAAACGCUGCCGCCAUAUGCAACUUCAUGCCACUUCACACAACAAUACGCAAUGCCUUGCGUUCAUUAUAUCGCUGAGAAGGACCUAAACAAGCCGCUACUUCAAAUCCGAGACCCAGAUGUCGUUGAGAAUCUACAAGGCCGGCCGAGAUUGCCUCAGAAUAGCAGAGUUCCCGUUAAUCGCAACUUGCAGCCAAUUACAACGCCCUCCCUGCCGACCUCUAGUCAACCGGGCGGUCGGAGACUACCCUCAAGCAUACGGCGCACUCGAACGGCGGCAGAGGUUGAAGCUGCUAGUCAAGGAGCCUCGCAGACGAGGCCAAAGCAAUCACGAGUUACAGGAAGCAAUAGAGGCCGAGGAAAUCGAGGAGGAAGACAGAGAGGCCGCGGCCGGGCCUCGGGCACUCAAGGCACUCAAGGCACUCAACGCCUUGCAGUUAUAGAAGAAAGCAGCACUGCAGAUGCCGCUGCAGAGGUUGAGGAAGUUAUCCCGGCAACGCAAAUAGAGCCCUAGAAAACACAGUUGCAAUAGCUUCAUUUUGCAUUUCUAGCUAUAGUACC